AUGGCGGAUCUUUCGAAAUACAAUCCCGGCCCCUGACAUACCAGAGGCGGCGGCGGCGUCGCCACCCGGGCUCCCUCCUCGGCCCCCGGGUCCCCUGUAGCGCUCGAGUUCGGGCAGACUGGGAAAGGAAGCGGCUGGCCGGAGCUACCGUGCACAGGCAAAACAAGCACCGCCCGGGCUCGGAAUUGCCCGGGACCUUCUGGAGCCCCCACCUCGGAGCCGGAGGGAGGAGAAAGCGGCAGCCGCUGGAGCGCCUGAUCAACUUUCUAGCUGGAGAACGAUCAUGGAGGUGGUGCCAGCUGAGGUGAAUAGUUUGCUUCCAGAGGAGAUAAUGGACACUGGUAUAACUUUAGUGGAUGAUGAUAGUAUUGAGGCUGUUAUUGUUUCAUCCCCAAUUCCCAUGGAGACAGAACUGGAAGAAAUUGUCAACAUAAAUUCUACUGGUGACUCUACAGCCACGCCCAUUUCCACGGAACCAAUCACAGUGUACAGUAACCACACUAACCAAGUUGCAGUGAAUACCACAAUUACUAAAGCAGAUUCUAAUACCACAGUGAAACCAGCUUUUCCAAGUGGCCUUCAAAAACUUGGUGCUCAGACUCCUGUGACUAUAUCAGCCAAUCAGAUUAUUUUAAACAAAGUAUCACAGACAUCAGAUCUUAAACUUGGCAAUCAGACCCUUAAACCAGAUGGACAGAAGUUAAUUUUAACAACUUUGGGCAAGUCUGGUUCACCAAUUGUUUUAGCACUACCCCAUAGCCAACUACCCCAGGCUCAGAAAGUUACAACUCAGGCCCAGUCAGGAGAUGCUAAGUUACCACCGCAGCAAAUUAAAGUAGUUACCAUUGGAGGGAGGCCAGAGGUGAAACCUGUCAUUGGUGUCUCAGCAUUGACCCCAGGAAGUCAACUGAUUAAUACAACAACUCAGCCCUCUGUGUUACAGACCCAACAGUUAAAAACAGUACAGAUUGCUAAGAAGCCUCGAACACCAACCUCUGGUCCAGUAAUCACGAAGCUGAUCUUUGCAAAACCAAUUAAUAGUAAAGCAGUUACAGGACAGACAACUCAAGUAUCACCACCAGUCAUUGCAGGUAGGGUUCUUUCACAGUCUACUCCCGGGACUCCAUCAAAGACCAUAACAAUAUCUGAAAGUGGUGUUAUUGGAUCAACUUUAAAUUCUACAACACAGACACCAAAUAAAAUAGCCAUCUCACCUUUGAAAUCGCCAAAUAAGGCAGUGAAAUCAGCUGUGCAGACCAUCACUGUUGGAGGCGUGAGCACAUCACAGUUUAAGACAAUUAUUCCUCUGGCAACUGCUCCCAAUGUCCAGCAGAUUCAAGUGCCUGGAAGCAAGUUUCAUUAUGUCCGACUUGUUACUGCCACAACAGCCAGUAGCUCCACCCAGCCAGUUAGUCAGAAUCCCAGUACAAACACUCAACCUCUCCAGCAAGCAAAGCCAGUGGUUGUUAAUACCACUCCCGUGCGGAUGUCAGUUCCUCUUGUCUCCGCGCAGACUGUCAAACAGGUUGUUCCCAAACCGAUCAAUCCCACUUCACAAAUAGUUACCACCAGCCAGCCACAGCAGCGGCUCAUCAUGCCUGCCACACCACUGCCACAGAUCCAGCCAAACCUCACUAACCUGCCACCAGGCACUGUGCUGGCCCCGGCUCCGGGGACAGGGAAUGUGGGCUACGCAGUGCUUCCAGCUCAGUAUGUUACUCAGCUACAGCAGUCUUCAUAUGUGUCUAUAGCAAGCAACUCAAACUUCACCGGAACACCUGGUAUCCAGACCCAGGCAAGGCUUCCAUUCAAUGGCAUAAUACCAUCAGAGUCUGCCAGUCGGCCCAGGAAGCCCUGUAAUUGUACAAAAUCGCUGUGUUUGAAAUUAUAUUGUGAUUGCUUUGCAAAUGGUGAAUUUUGCAACAACUGCAACUGUACUAAUUGUUAUAAUAAUUUGGAACAUGAAAAUGAAAGGCAAAAAGCAAUAAAGGCAUGCCUUGACAGAAAUCCAGAAGCUUUUAAACCUAAGAUAGGGAAAGGAAAGGAGGGAGAAUCAGAUCGACGUCACAGCAAAGGAUGUAAUUGCAAACGAUCAGGAUGUCUUAAAAACUACUGUGAAUGCUAUGAGGCAAAAAUAAUGUGUUCCUCAAUAUGCAAAUGUGUUGGCUGUAAGAAUUUUGAAGAAAGCCCAGAACGAAAGACACUGAUGCACUUGGCAGACGCAGCUGAAGUAAGGGUACAGCAACAGACGGCAGCGAAAACUAAGUUAUCUUCUCAAAUUUCGGACUUGCUUACUAGGCCAACACCGGCUUUGAAUAGUGGAGGAGGAAAAUUGCCAUUUACAUUUGUAACUAAGGAAGUAGCGGAAGCCACAUGUAAUUGCCUUCUUGCCCAGGCAGAGCAGGCAGACAAGAAGGGAAAAUCAAAGGCAGCAGCCGAACGGAUGAUACUGGAGGAAUUCGGACGAUGUUUGAUGAGCGUCAUCAAUUCUGCAGGCAAAGCAAAAAGUGACCCUUGUGCCAUGAAUUGCUAACUCUUGCACAAAAGACUGAUAAAUGGAACUGUACAGAAAAUUGAAGGUCCAGGGACACUUGAUUUUCUGGAAGAUAAUUUAACAAUGAUUGUAUUGUUAAUUCAGUCCUUGUGUGACCUGAAGUUAUAAUAUUGAAAGAAGAAAUUUUAAAUGAGGAAAUUAGUACAUUUUAAAUCUUAGUUAAAUCUGUUUAUGCCCCUUCUAAAUUGAGUUUUUCUCUAUUGUAUUAUAUAGAUUUUUAAUUUGCAUGGGUUUCUUAAGAAUUAGAUGUUCUAUCCAUCUGAUGCUGUUGACAAAGACAUUUAUAAAUUAAUAUAAUUUAUAAUGUAUGGCGUUGUAGGACUUUGCUCCAGUAGAAAAAGCCAGAGAACCAUUGGUAUUACCCAGUCAUUCUUUGGCACUAGACCUAAGCAGAUAGAAUGUCUACAUGAACAAAUUCUUAUGAAACAUACUCAAAUGACAUUUUUGUGUUUAGAAAAGCACUACCUUUUUAAGAAAAAACGUUUUAGCACAGAUUUGGAAUAAUAUCGUGUUGUCACUUUGGGAAUGUCAGAAGGGGAAGGAAUCCAUAGGCAUACUUUUAAAAUUAAGAAGUUGUUUUUUAAGAAAAACUGUUAAGGGACAGGCAGUAGUUCUUGAUAGGCAAGGUGUUUCUCUAAGAAAGAGUGACUAAGAAAUGCUCUGGGAUGUUUCCAUUUUCUUUGAAGGAGGUGCUGUGUAUUUGAAAUGAUAUUAAUAAAUUGUCAAAGUGAUUACUGGGUACUAUUAAAAGUGAGAGGUGCAUAUGAAUAGAACUUAUUAUGUAGUGAUAAUACAGAAACUUACAUAAUUAUCAGGUAUAAAAUUUGCCUUGGAGAAAUAAAGAACAUUGAAGCUCUAAUAAAUGAAUUGAGGGAAAGACUUUUCAUCUAUACAAUUCUCUUUAUAGACUUUUGAACUAAGAGGUCUCAAUCCAGUGUAGGAGUCUUAUUUGAUUUACUGAAAGGGCCUCCUAACAAAGCUCUCAAAAUUAUAGUGGGACUUCUUUUUAUAAGGGAAGCUUAAAAUGGCAUUAUUUUUAGCCAGUGAUUUGAUAAGCUGAAGGUAUGAGUGUUUUCUUAUUAUUACUAAAAUAACCUAAAUCAUUUUCACAAAUUCAAAAUUCAAGAGCUUUAUGAAUUUAAGAGCCUGUACGAGGACUCUGGAUUUUAUGACAAGAAAAACCAUGUUGGAAUUCAGGCAUUUUGUUAGGUACCUUAAUCCUCAGUAAUUAUUAGUAUAUGAUUAUUACAUUUCCUACAAGGAAUCUAUAGUUGUAUGUAUUAAGUGUGUAUAUAUGUUCAUAUGAACAUGCAAGAUAUAGGCAAUAGAAAUUAAGUAAUCCAAAAGAAGAUUCCGUUAUUCAUUGAAGUAUCUUCCUUUUGAAAUUUGGAUUUAUAAAAUUAUAGUGCAGUAACUUUAAAUGUAGAUAGUGCAAACAUUCUUAGCACCUCAAUCUAGUAUGUUUAAUUAAAAUUUGUAUAAAUGUAAAUUAGUGUAAGAGGAUAAAAUAUCUAAUCAAGUUAUUUUUCAAAAGAUUACAAUACCUUUUUGGUCUAAACCUAAACUUUGUUCAUUUUGUACAUAUUCUGUGUUUAAUUCUAAUUGCACCUUUGUGAUGUGUAUUUAUAUACAGUGUGCAGAAAAUGUUUGUGAAAUUUGGAUUACAAUUGUAGAUUAUGUAUGACGGCAUUGCUUGAGAAUGUUUUGCUUGUAAAAACUUGAAGGUGCAAUCAAAUGCUACUAGUUUUUCUGAUUUUCAAGAAGCUAUCUAAAGUAUUAAGACUUUCCUUCCUGCGUAGUACUUACUAAGCAACUUUUUGUAUUUAGGUAUUUGCAUCAAAUUGCUGAACAAGAUUAAUAUCCACAUUAAUUCAACAAUUUUAAAAGACUAUUUGGGGAGGGUUGGGUAUAUAAUUUUUUUAGCUCUAUUUACAUCCCAAAGUAGAAAGAUUAAAUUUAUAUUUACUAGAGCUAUUCGAAGAAUACACUUUUCUAUAUUGUAAAAACAGGACAGCAAAGUAAAUCAUACAGAAAAUAAACAUUUAUACUAUUCUGUAAAAAAAAAAAAAGUUUGUUUUUUUUCUUUAAGAACACCACUUUUAACCAUUUAAUGUACCAGAAAAGAAACUUAAAAUAUCUGAUUUUAAGUAAAUUUGACAUUACUUCUGAAAGCACACAAAUAAUAAGUAUAAUUUUGCCCAAUUAUCAUGAACCCAAAAUUGCUUUGAAAUGAAAAUAGGCCUUUUUUCCACUGUGUAAGGGCAGAAACUCAGUCUACUCUUUCCUUUCUUUUUUGACGUUUUUCUUUCUUUUUUAAUGUUUGAUGUUUUUAUGGUGAGCACCUUUCUCAGUUUCCUUUUCUUUCAAGAACAAAAAGCAACCUGUAGGUCUUAUCUGGGAAACAAAACCUUAAUGUUGCAGGUAAUAAAACAAGCAGAGCAGCGACUUUAGGGAGAGACUACUGCUUUAGCUUCCCAGUUCUUGGAUUCAGACAACUAACAUUUUCUAAAUCUUAUGUCAAAUGUGAAUAAAAAAAAUCUUUAGAAAAGUU
Herpailurus yagouaroundi (jaguarundi) is the source of this 5105-nucleotide messenger RNA. It is a transcript of the gene LIN54, whose product is annotated as lin-54 DREAM MuvB core complex component. The coding region runs from base 284 to 2533 and encodes 749 amino acids. The transcript has 13 exons. Gene Ontology annotation, cellular component: nucleus. Gene Ontology annotation, biological process: regulation of DNA-templated transcription. Lineage: Eukaryota; Metazoa; Chordata; Mammalia; Carnivora; Felidae. The record is from RefSeq and is a predicted model, not a curated record.